Molecule: messenger RNA, 1861 nt
Organism: Acaromyces ingoldii
Lineage: Eukaryota; Fungi; Basidiomycota; Exobasidiomycetes; Exobasidiales; Cryptobasidiaceae
Product: MFS general substrate transporter
Exons: 1
Coding region: 137-1780 (547 amino acids)
Biological process (GO): transmembrane transport
Molecular function (GO): transmembrane transporter activity
Source: RefSeq, a predicted model, not a curated record
CCACGGCCAUUGUGUUUCCCGCACCUAUUCUCUUCUCUUCUCACCUUCGCUAUCUCUCCCUCUGUCUCUGUCUCUCUCUCUCUCGCCCGCUCGCUCGCCAGGCUGGCAUGUUUGACUUUGCAGACAGAGCGACGUGAUGUCUUUCCCUGAUACGCUUCCAGCCAUGGAGCCAUUGGGAACAGGGUCAACGCCAACCAACAGCUCGGCGCUGCCCCUUGCCGGUGCGUCGCCAGCAUCCUCGUCGUUUGAAGAGCUGCAGACUCCACCAGACAGCGCCAAAAAAGGGCAUCGACAAGAUGUCGACGGCGGCAUUGCUGUGCAAAUGCCGUACCUGUACAGUGAGAGGGAAAAGGACGCAUGGCUCGAGGACCCCGAAAUGCCGUUCAACUGGGACAAGCAGAUCAAGUGGAGAGUGGCGGCCUGGCUCUUUCUGUUCACCGUCGCCGUCAACAUGAAUGGUGCUGGUUUCGCACCCGUCGCCUCGGCCGCCGCAGCUGAUCUCAAGACAACAAGACAGGUUCUACUUGUGGGAAACGCCCUCUACUUUAUCGCCCAGGGCAUUGCGCCCCUCGUCCUGGCUCCCCUGUCAGAGUCAAGAGGCCGGGUUGUCAUCUACAGUAUCAGCGGUGCCAUGUUCGCCCUCUUUUACCUUCCCCAGGCACUGGCGCACAAUGCAGAGACGUGGAUCGUCACGAGGUUCAUCCAGGGGUGCGCAGGCUCCGUCGUCGAGGCCAAUAUUGGCGGUUCGCUUGCCGAUAUGUUUCCACCAUCGCAGCGCGGCACCAUCCUCAGCGUCUACGUUGCCAUCGGCUACGUCGGCACAGGCAUCGGACCCGUGAUUAGCGCUGCUGUUUUGCCCAUCGGCUGGAGGUGGCAGGCGUGGCUGGGCAUGAUUGUGGCCAGCUUCACCGCCGUGGGCUUGCUCGUCUUUGGCAAGGAGACGAGGUCCUCGACGCUCUACGCCAGGCGUCAGAGGCGGAAAGCAGCGGCACACGCAGAGAAGGACCCUCUCGACAAGCCCGAAGUAAUGAAAGCUUGGUACGUCGAGACACUCACCAGUCUCUCUCGACCGUCACUCUACCUCGUGGCCGAGCCCAUCGUGACGUGCUUUUCCAUCUGGAUCGGCUUCACCUUUGGCUGCAUCUAUCUCAUCGUCGAAUCGGCCGGCAUCGUCUACUCGUCGCCGCCUACCCAGACGGCAGGCUAUCCACCGUCAUUCGAGUACGGCUACGGAUGGUCGAACCUGGCUUCUUCAGCCGUGCUCUUGGCCUACGUUGCCGGCGCCGGGAUUGGCUUCCUCGCCAGCCUGCACCAGGAGCACCUCUACCAACGCGCUGCACAGAGACAUGCCGGCCGCACCGUUCCGCCCGAGGCGCGGCUCUACUGGAGCGCCGUCGCGGGCCUCGUCUUUUCCGUCGCCUGCCUGUGGUACGCCUGGUCGGGCCGCACGUCGAUCCACCCGGCCGUCUCCGUCAUCGGUCUGUCCUUUGUGGUGGCAGCCGUCUACCCAAUCCAUUACGCCUCGUUUGCCUACCUCUCCGACGCCUACGAGGAGUAUGCGUCGUCUGCGCUGGCUUCGCAGACGCUCAUCCGCACCAUCACUGCCGGCUGCUUUCCCCUCUUUACCGAUCAGAUGUACCGCGGCCUCACGCCGCCCGUUGCCUCCUCUGUCCUGGCAGCCAUUGCGCUCGUCCUCGCCGUCUUUCCCUUUGUGCUGCUGAGAUGGGGUCCAGAGAUCCGGAAAAAGUCAAAGAGAGCCGUCAGGUUCCUUGACGAGUAGAAGUCGUCGGUCAUCAUUGUACAGUACAGUACCAUCUUCACGUUAGUAUCUGCAAUCAGAAAAAGAAGCAAUCAAAAGAAA